AUCCUCCCUUUCUCUCUCUUUAUCUCUCAGACAUAGCCAGCUGGUACUAAGCAGAGGUAUUCAUCCAUCCUCUACUCCCUCCUUUUUUUCCUGCUGUCCCAGCUGCUCUCUCUACCUCUCUCUGCCUCCUCCUCUCUCACCCCUCCUUCCUCCUUCUCCCCCUCCUCCUCCUCCUCCUCCUAUCUCAACCUCCUUUCCACCGUCAUUUCCCUCCUGUUCAUAUGUCCCGGCGAGACGUCGCGGACUGAGCGUGUGUGUGUGUAUGUGUGUGUACAUAGAGGAUGGCUCAGUGCUCAGGUGCAGGCAGCAGUCUCUGGGAACCAGUCAAGCAGGCAGCAGGACCAGUUUAUUUACCCAGACGAUAGAGCGCUCUGCUGGGUUAGGGGCUGGAGCUUGAGCCCCUUCUUGGAACCUCCAACCCUGGAGCUCUACUGAUGAACAGUUUUUAUACAUUAUUCUUAAUCAAGAGGACAAUAUCACCUGACUGUGGAGCAUAUAGAUAUAUUUUGUAUUUGCUAUAAUUGGCACUUGUUUUUGCACUUUGAGCACUGACAAGUGGAAGCAGCUGGUGGAGCUGGAGGAGCGUGUCCUGCCACAAACUGGACCUUUGCAUCUGCACAGCGUGGAAAGCUGCUGAGGGAGAUAAAGAAGAACAAAAGAAAAGAGGGAAAUCUUGAAAACGAGGAGAGGAAAACCCUUCCUCUCACACACCUGUGAGGGCUCCUUCUCUUGACAAAAGCGCCGGCCGAGGAUCUUGGGAGGAACAAAAAGAUAAUUAGGAGCUAAAAGAAGAAAAGGCUAAAGAGGAGAGACUGUGGCUCCAUCCAUCCCUCCAUUCAUUCAUCCCUCCUUCUCCCGUUUUCCCACCUGUGAGGAUUAAUUGGACUGUGGCAGCAUGGCGCACGCCGCCUCGCAGCUGAAGAAAAGGGCGGACGAGAACCUCAACACUGUGGAGGAUGAGAAGGAGAAGAAGAAGGCGGCGAGGAAGCGCUCCCGCGAAGCAAAGAAAAAGACGGAUAUAAACGCCUGUUAUCUGCGAUCAGCUCGGGCCGGGAACCUCGAGAAAGCUUUGGACUACCUGAAGAAUGGAGUCGACAUCAAUAUUUGCAACCAGAACGGUCUGAAUGCUCUCCAUCUGGCCUCGAAGGAGGGCCAUGUGGAGGUGGUGGCUGAGCUCAUCAAGAAGGGCGCCAACGUGGACGCAGCGACAAAGAAAGGAAACUCUGCCCUCCACAUAGCUUCCCUCGCUGGGCAGACCGACGUGGUGAAGGAACUCGUCACCCACAGCGCCAACGUCAAUGCACAGUCUCAGAAUGGCUUCACUCCGCUGUACAUGGCGGCGCAGGAGAACCACAUGGACGUGGUGCAGUACUUAUUGGACCACGGCUCGAGUCAGAGCAUCGCCACUGAGGAUGGUUUCACUCCGCUGGCGGUGGCGUUGCAGCAGGGCCACGACCAGGUGGUGUCCCUCCUGCUGGAAAACGACACCAAGGGGAAGGUCCGCCUGCCCGCUCUGCACAUCGCCGCACGGAAAGACGACACCAAGGCCGCCGCGCUCCUCCUCCAGAGCGACCACAACGCUGACGUGGAGUCCAAGAUGAUGGUGAAUAGAACAACAGAGAGCGGUUUCACUCCUCUCCACAUCGCGGCUCACUACGGCAACAUCAACGUAGCAACGCUCCUGCUGAACAGAGGGGCAGCUGUGGACUUCAAGGCGAGGAAUGACAUAACGCCGCUGCACGUAGCAUCCAAACGUGGGAAUGGCAACAUGGUGCGACUGCUGCUGGAGAGAGGAGCCAAGAUAGAUGCACGGACCAAGGACGGUCUGACUCCUCUCCACUGUGGAGCCAGGAGUGGUCACGAGCAGGUGGUGGAGAUGCUGCUGGACAGAGGAGCUCCGAUACUGUCAAAGACAAAGAACGGUUUGUCUCCGCUUCACAUGGCGACGCAGGGCGACCACCUCAACUGCGUCCAGCUGCUGCUGCACCACGAGGUGCCCGUGGACGACGUGACCAACGACUACCUGACGGCGCUGCACGUGGCCGCCCACUGCGGGCACUACAAGGUGGCGAAGGUGAUCGUGGACAAGAAGGCCAACCCCAACGCCAAGGCACUGAAUGGUUUCACCCCCCUGCACAUUGCCUGUAAGAAAAACAGAGUCAAGGUGAUGGAGCUACUUCUGAAGCAUGGAGCGUCGAUACAGGCCGUCACUGAGUCCGGUCUGACUCCGAUCCAUGUUGCAGCGUUUAUGGGACACGACAACAUCGUGCACCAGCUGAUCAACCACGGAGCUUCACCGAACACAAGCAAUGUGAGGGGGGAGACGGCGCUCCACAUGGCAGCGAGGGCCGGACAGUCGAAUGUGGUCCGAUAUCUGAUCCAGAAUGGAGCACGAGUCGAUGCCAAGGCCAAGGACGACCAGACUCCGCUGCACAUCUCAAGCCGUCUCGGUAAGCAAGACAUCGUCCACCAGCUGCUGUCGAACGGAGCGUGCCCGGAUGCCACGACCAGCUCCGGAUACACACCUUUACACCUGGCCGCCAGGGAGGGACACCGAGACUUGGCGUCAGCUCUGCUGGACCAAGGAGCUAGUCUGGACAUUAUCACCAAGAAGGGCUUCACUCCGUUGCAUGUGGCUGCAAAAUACGGGAAGAUCGAGGUCGCCAACCUGCUGCUGCAGAAAAACGCUCCGUCUGAUGCUGCGGGGAAGAGUGGACUAACUCCACUGCAUGUGGCAGCACACUAUGAUAACCAGAAGGUGGCGCUGCUCCUGCUCAACCAGGGAGCUUCACCGCACGCUGCUGCAAAGAACGGUUACACACCACUCCACAUCGCAGCGAAGAAGAAUCAGAUGGAGAUAACCACCACUCUACUGGAGUACGGUGCCUCCACCAACACGGUGACGCGCCAGGGGAUCACUCCUCUGCACCUCGCGGCGCAGGAAGGCAACGUGGACAUCGUGACGCUGCUGCUGGCUCGAGACGCUCCUAUAAACAUGAGCAAUAAGUCCGGUCUGACUCCGCUCCACCUGGCUGCCCAGGAGGAUAAAGUCAACGUUGCGGAGGUCUUAGUCAACCAGGGAGCUACUAUAGACCCAGAGACCAAGCUGGGAUACACUCCUCUCCAUGUGGCCUGUCACUAUGGCAACGUGAAGAUGGUCAAUUUCCUGCUGAAAAAUCAGGCGAAGGUCAACGCUAAGACCAAGAACGGUUACACACCCCUCCAUCAGGCUGCCCAGCAGGGACACACACACAUCAUCAACCUGCUGCUACAUCAUGGAGCGUCGCCCAACGAACUCACCGCUAAUGGGAACAGCGCUCUGUCCAUUGCCAGGAGGCUCGGCUACAUCUCUGUAGUUGACACACUCAAAGUGGUCACAGAGGAAACUCUGACUACUCAGACUGUGAUAGAGAAGCACAAGAUGAACGUUCCAGAGACCAUGAACGAAGUGCUGGACAUGUCCGACGAUGAAGGUGACGAUGCAAUGACGGGGGACACGGACAAAUAUCUGGCCCCCCAGGACCUGCGGGAGCUGGGGGACGACUCGCUCCCUCAGGAGGGCUACAUGGGCUUCAGCGUCGGUGCUCGAUCACAGAGCCUGCGUUCCUUCAGUUCUGAUAGGUCCAACACGCUGAACCGGAGCUCGUUCACGCGGGACAGCAUGAUGAUAGAGGAGAUGCUGGCGCCCAAUAAGGAGAUGCAUUUGGCGGUGGCUAAAGACUUUGACAACGACUCUCUGAGGAGAUACAGCUGGACCGCAGACGCACUGGAUAACGUCAACCUCGUCUCCUCACCGAUACACUCCGGGUUCCUGGUCAGCUUCAUGGUCGACGCCAGGGGCGGCUCCAUGAGAGGAAGUCGUCACAACGGCAUGCGCAUCAUCAUCCCGCCCAGGAAGUGCACAGCGCCCACCAGGAUCACCUGUCGGCUGGUCAAGAGACACAAACUGGCGUCGCCUCCUCCGAUGGUGGAAGGAGAAGGCCUGGCCAGCCGACUGGUGGAGGUCGGUCCGGCCGGAGCUCAGUUCCUCGGUAAACUACAUCUUCCCAGAAAGCUGCCAGCCCUUAAUGAAGGCGAGAGCCUGGUUAGUCCAGUGCUUCAGCUGGGACCCAGAGGAACUAGAUUUGUUGGGCCGGUGAUAGUGGAGAUCCCUCAUUUUGGCUCGAUGCGCGGCCAGGAGAGAGAGUUGAUCCUGCUGCGCAGCGAGAACGGAGAAUCCUGGAAGGAGCAUCUGUACGACUUUAAGACUGACGACCUCAGUCAGCUCCUCAGUGGGAUGGAUGAAGAACUGGACAGCCCUGAUGAUCUGGAGAGGAAGAGAAUCUGCCGCAUCAUCACCAAGGACUUCCCACAGUACUUUGCUGUCGUGUCUCGAAUCAGGCAGGAGACCAAUCAGAUGGGACCAGAGGGCGGGACUCUGUGCAGCCGGAGCGUCCCGUUGGUUCAAGCUUCCUUCCCCGAGGGGGCGUUAACCAAGAAGAUCAAAGUUGGACUGCAGGCCCAGCCGGUACCCGACGACUAUGUGAAGAAAACCCUCGGUAACCGGGCAACCUUCAGCCCCAUCGUUACCGUGGAGCCCAGAAGAAGGAAGUUCCAUAAGCCCAUCACCAUGACAAUCCCAGUCCCGCCGCUCUCAGGGGAGGGGCUCACCAAUGGCUACAAAGGAGACUGUACGCCAUGUCUCCGCCUCCUCUGUAGCAUUACAGGUGGUACGUCCCCAGCACAGUGGGAAGACAUCACUGGCACAACUCCUCUCACCUUCGUCAAUGACUGCGUCUCCUUCACCACUAAUGUUUCUGCCAGGUUCUGGUUAGCAGACUGCCACCAGAUCCCGGAGACGGUGGGCUUGGCCAUGCAGCUGUACAGGGAGCUCAUCUGCGUGCCCUACAUGGCCAAGUUUGUGGUGUUUGCUAAGACGAACGACCCCGUGGAGUCCAGACUGAGGUGCUUCUGUAUGACGGACGACAAGGUGGAUAAGACCCUGGAGCAGCAGGAGAACUUCGAGGAGGUGGCCAGGAGCAAAGACAUAGAGGUUCUGGAGGGCAGGCCCAUCUAUGUGGACUGCUAUGGAAACGUGGCUCCUCUGACUAAAGGUGGUCAGCAGUUAGUUCUUAACUUCUACGCCUUCAAGGAGAACCGUUUGCCCUUCUGUGUCAAGGUGAGAGAUCCCAGCCAGGAGCCCUGCGGCCGUCUUACGUUCCUCAAAGAGUGUAAGACCAUGAAAGGCGUUCCACAGACCGCCGUGUGCAACCUGAACAUCACACUUCCUGCAGUGAAAAAGGAAAUGGAGUCAGAUGCCGAGGAUGAGACUGAAAAGCCAGAGCGACGUCAUACCUUUGCAUCCCUAGCCUUACGUAAGCGCUACAGCUAUCUGGCCGAGCCUGCACUGAAAACAGCAGUUGAACGAAGCACAACAGCAAGAACACUGCCUGCUGGUUACCCUCACAAACCUGUCUUUCCAACCAGACCUUACCCACCAUGGUCGACUGCUCCUAUUACCGUCCCUGGUCAAACAAGGCCAGUCGGAGUGGGGGGUUCCCUCACCUCUACCGAUUCACCGGCAGGCUCACCAGCUGCUUCUCCAUUGAAAACUACCUGGCCCCUUUCCUCCCCGUUACCUGCAUGCGCUGCAACAAUCAAAGCCCCCCUGGGAGCACCACCACCUUCCAUGUCAUCCCCAGUUAAAUCAGUUAGCGAACUAAUGUCCUCAUCCCCCAUCAGGUCUUACAGGACUAUGCCUUCACCCAUUAAAACCGUUGUCCAGCUGGGUCAGUACCCUGUCCAGGGGUCUGCCAGCCUUGUGUCCUCUGGAAGCCCGUGUAAACCUGCCACAGAUCCAGCAUCUAUCAAAAGCCUUGCUUCAGCAUACACAUCAAGGACUUCCCCACUUCACUCGAUACCCAAUGGUUCUGUACCAGAGAGGUCAUCAGCUCCCGCAUCGCCAAAGUCACCUUACAACAUGUACAGUUCUAAUCUGCCUUUUAAAACUGCCCUUGGGUCCACAAUUGCGACAGAUGCAGGCGCACCUAGCCUUUCUCCCGUUAAAAGCAUCUCCAGCCUGUCCUCUUUGAAAACCUCUGUAGAUUCAACACUCUCAACCAGAGGAGGGAGGACGUCCCUCUCAUCUCUCUCCUCGACCGGGCAGACAACCAUUGCUUCCUCAGAACUCUCCAUGAUGAACGGAUCAGUCUCUCCUGUUAAAUAUCCGUCCUCCUCCUCCACGCCAUCCUCCCCUUCUUCUCGCCAAAUCUCAGAGAGAAGUAGCAGCCUUCAGGAGAGGAUUCAGGCCACCACCCAGGCAGCGACCUCCGGCGUCAGCGCAGCCAUAAAUGAAGCUAUCGACUCAUAUUCUGUGUCGGGCUAUGGCACUCUUAGAUCACUGUCCUCCUCGCGUAGGACUGCAGCAACAAGCUCCGCUUACGGUUCUCUGAGAUCUGUAGCUGCCUCCUCCGGCUCGGCAGUUUCUUCUAACACAAUGACUGUUCCUGUGUUUUCCUUAGUCAACGUCAUUCCAGACACCCCUGUCAAACCAGGGCCAGGGUCUCUCAAAAUGGCACUGCCUGAUUCCUCUCGUGCCUCAUCCUCGUUGUCUUCUUCUUUGUCUUCAUGUGUUACCUCGUCAAAAAUAAAGUCCCAACUGAAAUCCCCUCCGUUUAUCACGCCGGCCAUCAUCCACCCAACUGGAACUUCCAACCAGGAGAUACUAAAAGAUGUAGCAGACAUGAAAGAGGAUCUGAUCAGGAUGACGGCUAUCCUGCAGACAGACACACAGACAGCAGCUAAAACUGUUCAAACGUCAUACACUGGCACUCCUAAAGAGACCAAGUUAGAGGACGAGGAGCCAUUUACUCUAGUGGAGAAAGUGAAAGAAGACUUAGUGAAAGUCAGCGAGAUAUUAAAGAAAGAUGUCAAGAGUGAAGGUAAGGUAGGUAGAGAGAGAGCUUCAGAGGAUGAAUGGGAGGAAUUUUCCAAAGAUGAGAUUGAGGAAGCACAAAGUGCCUACUCGGACUUUUACCCUCUCUUUGAUGAAAACACACUCCUGCUCAAGCAGCAGUCCAUGUCAAGUAAAGACUUAGAGUUGGCUAAAGUAGUAGACUUUUUAACAAAUGACAUUGGCGCUAGCUCUCUCUCCAGAAUGGCGGAGUUGAAAUGUAGGUACGAGGAGGAGGCAAAAAGGGAAGGGGAAGAGAAACAGAAACGUGUCCUUAAACCAUCUAUGUCGAUACAAGAGCACAAACUCAAAAUGCCUCCACCGGUCUCAGGCAUGCUCAGGUCUCCCUCAGAGAAGGACCUGAGCAAACUUACUGAAUCCUAUCAGGGGACGGACACUAUUUUGGAGUCACCCGAGGACCUGUCCCAUGAACAGGAUAAGAGUCCCCUGUCCGACAGCGGGUUCGAGACCAGGAGUGAAAAGACACCGUCUGCUCCUCAGAGUGCAGAGAGUACAGGACCUAAGCCUUUAUUCACAGAUUCACCCAUCCCUCCCUGCGUCACUGAGACCAGGACUGAAGUGGUCCACAUUAGGAGCUACGAUGAUCCUUUUGAGCCUUUACUCAUGGACGAGGCUGCAUCUGCUCUCCCCUUUAUGGAGCCAGAUGCAGCUUCAUCGAGCUCCAUGCAAGCCAUGGCAAUGCCAGAAGAGGACUCCAUGAUGAACACGAGUGUGUGUCUUAAAGAGGAAACUCAUAUUACUACUACAACUAGAAUGGUCUAUCACAAGCCCCAACUGACCGACAACGUAGAGAUGAUAGAGGAAGGUAUGUCAGUUAGAGAUAUCAUGAAAGCUUUCCAGUCAGGUAGGGACCCAUCUAAAGAGCUGGCAGGCCUUUUUGAACACAAAGCUAGCCAGGAUUCUGUCAAAGGUGACGAGCUGACUCCUAGAUUUCUUGACAGAGACAUUAAAUCUAAACCCAAAGUUGAAAGGAUAAUCGAGGUUCAUAUCGAAAAGGGCCACAGCACAGCAGAGCCGACUGAGGUCAUCAUCAGGGAAACCAAGAAACACCCUGAGCUUUAUGUCUACAAAGGGGACCAUGGGAUUAGGGAACUUACCGAUUACGAUGAGGCCCAACAGGAAGAGGAGGAACUUACUGCCGAAGAAUCUCUGCCCUCCUUCCUAGAAACAUCUCGCGUUAACACCCCAGUGUCACAGGAGGAGGACAGUCGCCCAAAUUCUGCCCAGCUGAUAGCAGACGAUUCAUAUAAAACCCUGAAACUAUUGAGCCAACAGUCCGUAGAAUACUGUGAUGAUGAUCUAUCUGAAAUCAGAGGCGAGUCAUAUAGGUUUGCUGAGAAAAUGCUCCGCUCAGAGAAACUUGACGCGUCAUCGCUGUCUCACUCUGACACAGAGGACUCGGCAAUAGUGACUGACAGAAACCGCCACCUAGUUUCUGAGGAGAGUGGUAGCCGUGGCACUGAGAGUCAGCAACAUGGAAGCCCCAAAAGAGAGUAUGUUUCUAAGUCAUCUAAAGAUGGGUCCCCUAUGUCUGGUAAAUUCGUGCACAGGGACGAACCAUCUCAGUUUGAUAAGGUGACAGUGCUUCAUUACUCCACAGAGCAGGGAAGCCCCAAACAUGCUGUUUGGAUGCGAUUUACAGAGGAUAAACAUGACAGGAGCAGGGAUAAGCUCCUUUACGAGGAUAGGGUGGAUCAAUCUGUAAAGGAAGCUGAAGAAAAACUCAGUGAGGUAUCACAGUUCUUCCGUGACAAAACAGAGAAGCUCAAUGAUGAGCUGCAGUCCCCUGAGAAAAAGCCUGUGAAACGAGUGCCAAAGGAACCCAGGUCCUGGCCUAGCUCUGCCUGCAGUACCCCUGAGAAAACACAGCAGAAACCUAAAGCAGAAGAGGGCUUCAGUAAAAGCAAACUCAGGGAGCCUUCUGUUGGUAAAAUGUUUGACAGUGUAACUGAAAAGAAAAGUUCUAGCUUACCAAGCAGUCCCCAGAAAAGCAGUGAGGAUAAAAUUAAACAGCAAACUAAAACCAGUGAAUCUGAACCUUCUUCUCCCUCUCAUGUAAAAUCAACAUCCAAAGUCAGCGCUGCAAGGAUGAAGUUUGAAUCUGAGGCUCAGAAACAAACGCAGUUUAGUCCAACCAAAAUUCCUCCUCCAGUGCAGCCAAAACCUUCAAUAAAGAAAUUACAGGAGAGCAAACUUCCUGUUUAUCAGUGUUACACAGGAGGAAAAACACCAAAAGUAUCUGAACCGUCACAAAAGGUAACUCUAAAAAAGGAUGUAGAAAAGGACACAUCUGCUGUCACCGACAGCACUAAACCUGCUUUGAUAUCAUCAACAUCUAAAUCCCCAAAACAUACAGGAGACAAGUCGCCAAACAAAAACAUCCCAGAGCCCUCGUUGCAAAGACAAAUUAGUGAGACUGAGAGUCAAAAAGCAACUACCAAAGGGAAAGAUAUCCCUUCCACUGUUACUCAGGAAAUUAAGGAAAGCAAUAAAGGUCAGAAAGUCCAGGCACCUGUUGUUCAUGAUACUGCUAAACUACUAGAGAAAGACAGUGAUGCUAAAAAGAGCCAACAAGUCACAAAAAGUGCUUCCAAAGAAGUAAUAGCUGAGGCGUUAAGAAAAGACGCAGAAGAACCACCAAACAAAAACCUCAGAAAAAAGACAGAAUCACAAAUUCCUGUAAGAUCUUCCACUUUAGAUUAUGACUUCACAAAGAAACAGACAAUAACUAAACCAUCACAGAUACCUACAUUAUCUAAAAGCAAAAUACAGACGAGCCUUGAGACAGCCCUGGCAAAAACAGAUCUGACCUUUGAAAUUCUAGAUAAUGCGCCCAAAGAUUCCAACUCCAACAACCUCCCCAGCCCUAGAGACACACUGGAGAAAGUCAUAACCCCUCCAGAUGCUAUAACAACCAAAGAGAACUUCAAGGGCAUCAAAACUUUACCUGUUUAUGUCAGUGUUCAGGUGGGAAGGCAGGCAGAGAGGGAAGCCAAAGGGACACUGUACACAGUCAAGCAGAAAACAAACUCAGCACUCAGCCCCAUAAGCCCAGAUGAUGAUACACUAGAACAAGUUUCCUUCAUAGAUAGCUCAGGUAAAAGCCCCAUUACGCCAGAAACCCCCAGCUCUGAGGAGGUCAGCUAUGACCUCUUGCCCAGGACCCCUGAUGGCUUUAUGGGAUUCAUGCCAGGACAACCCAGCCCCAUCAUGGAGGUAUCUGAAGAAUCAGAGGAAGAUGACUUAAGCAGAGUUUUUUUCUCUUUUAAAGAGGUCCUACCGGAAAGCAAAACUAGUGUUCACACCACCCAAGCAGACCUUGCUAAUGCUAAUGAGCAAGAAACAGAAACUAAUGAUAACCAGCAGGAAACAGCAACUAAUGGCCAACAUGAUGAAAUGACCGAGCAGGAGCAUCAAGAAGUCUCAAAAGACAAAGGUAUUGCAUAUAUUGAGUUCCCUCCCCCACCUCCUCUGGACUCUAAUUCAGAAAUAUCCGACCCAGAAAGGAAAGGUUCCUGUGCCUCUUCAGAGGCCGAGACAGAAAUGAUGGAGGUGAACUUACAGGAAGAACAUGACAAGCACCUGCUGACCGAGCCAAUUAUACGUAUCCAACCCCCUACCCCGGUGUCCCAGGAGGAAGAUGACAGUCAAUCAAAUGAUGAAAGAACAGGAGACGACGAGGAUGAGUCAAUCUUUCAAACAAUUCCUUGUAAGAAAUUCAAUUUCAAAGUUCCCGAGGAGGAGGAGAAGAGGAAGGAGAAGGAAAAGGCAUCUAAAGCCAAAAAACAUGACAAAAAUGGAAACAACAAAGAACUUAAUGGCGGGACCAAUGGCGGGACCAAUGGCGGGACCAAUGGCGGGACCAAUGGUGGGACCAAUGGCGGGACCAAUGGAGGGACUAAUGGCUCCAAUGGUUCUAAUGGCAAAGGAGAGGAAUAUGAUUAUGAGCAAAAUGGAAAUGACCAGUCCAUUACAGACUGUUCAAUAGCCACAACGGCUGAAUUUUCUCAUGACACAGAUGCAACAGAGAUAGACUCUCUAGAUGGAUAUGAACUUCAGGAUGAAGAUGACGGCCUGUGCGAGCAGGCAGAUUUACGGCUGUUUGGGCUUCCAGACAGCCGGAGAGACGUCUGGGCAACAGACACAUUUAGGUCCACCGACCGCUCUUUUCCACCGACCAAACUGGAAGUUAUUGAAGAGGAGAAAACCCCGGAGGAAUGUCAAAAGGACCCUUUCAAAAAAGAUAGCCCCCCAAAUGGUGAGACACCUGAUGGUGUUAGUAAAGAUGGGGUUAAAGGUCAGGAACAAAAACCGUCAGAUAAAGAGGGAUUUUCAGACACUUACUUUAGUUAUAAGUUAGAAGAGGAGUUUAAUUCUCCUUUUAAGACUGUUGCCACUAAGGGGCUGGACUUUGACCCCUGGCCCAGUAAAGGUGGAGAAGAAGAAGUCGUUGACAUGGGAGGGACAAGGGAAAGCAAUGGUGAGCCUAAGCCUUUUGGACUGGCAGUGGACGACCAGUCUCAGGCCACAACACCAGACACUACCCCAGCCCGAACACCAACGGACGAUAGCACGCCGACGAGCGAGCCGAACCCAUUCCCCUUCCAUGAAGGGAAGAUGUUUGAGAUGACACGCAGUGGUGCAAUUGACAUGAGCAAGAGGGACAUGGUGGAGGAGAGGCUGCAGUUUUUUCAGAUUGGUGAGCAUUACCACUUGGCGGGCAGGUACAGGGUCAGGGAUUUAGAGGUAGAUGCCUCCUCACAACACGGGGAUCAUUUUAAUAUUCAGGAUCCCACGGAUACCUUAACAGUCCCUCAAGUCUCCAUUCAGACUACUACUGUCCAGCUAGAAAUAACAAAUACGGCUGGCAGUUACACCACAUGCAGAGACUCCAACACUGAGCCUAAAUUCUCCACUUUUAGAACAGGAUUCAAGUUGUCAUCUGAUAAAACCUCUGAUGCUUCAAAUAGCACUUCUAAAUGUGGAAUACCAGGCAUCUUUGAUCACUCUAAUGACAUAACCUCAGGAACAACUGUAGAUACUUCUUAUUCUGUAACCUCAGAUUAUUCUAAUUUUGAUAUAUCAGGCAUCACAGAUUAUUAUUCAAAUCACAGAAUACCUUCAAGUGCAUCCAACCAUUUGGAUUGGACUUCAGAAAAUCCCAUUUAUUACCAAAGCACAGAUUCAUCAUCCGCACAACAUGUUAGCAAUCGCCAAGCAUGGAGCAGCAAUACCAGUGGCAACAUCCCUGACUCCCAUUCAGACGUCAGUCAGGCUGUAUUCAACUUGUUGUCCUCUUCGGGACCCACUCUCGGCAGGAGUGUCGGCAGGAUAGAAGCGUCCUUCAGCCAGCUAGAGGAGAACAGCAGGGAAGGCAGGGCUUAUACUCAUGUAGCAAUAACAAACACAGCAGCCAAAGAGGUCAAAGGCAAGAUAUGCAAGUCCAGGUUACCGGUGAGGGCGCCCAGCCGCAAACUAUGCAGUCAAAGUCAACCAAUAGUGAAAGAUAAUGUUGAUAAAUUCCUAGAAAGGAAACAUGCAAAGGAUAAUGUCAGGGAAAGAUUAGACCCUUUUGAGAAUUUAUUUCCUAAAUCUAGAAUCCCAGUAAUGAAAGCCAUGAAAUACUCCUCUUGUUCACAGGAGCAGAAGCAGGUUCGAACUAAAUCUGUGUUUAGUGAUAGAAGCACUUCCAGGGGUAAUAAACAACUAACUAAAGGCAGAUCCAGCACUGAACAUAGAUACAGUUUAGGGAAAAAUGCAAGUAGAAGUAGCACAAAUGAGACGGGGAGAAAAAACAGUGCAGUGGUCUCCAAAAAAACAAGGUGUGUCAAUAGCCAGGUAGCCAAACGUUUGGACCAAACCAUUCCCAAGGAGGCUGAGAGAAAGUUAGAGGGGAAAACACAGCCCACUGAGGACGGAGAGAGCUGCAGCCUCAGCACUACCAGGAACACUUCCUUCACAUCUAGAGCUUCUAGAAGUUCCCGCCCUUCACGCACCUCUACCUCCACCUCCACCAGCACCACCACAUCAUCAACACCAUCUGCUAGAGAUGUGAGAGCUGAGGUUGAGCAGGCCAGCAGUGAGAGGAUGAGGAGGAGGAAGAGUAGGCGGACACUUGGAGGGAAGGAGCAAGAGCAGAAGGAGGAAGGGAGUCAGGUUGAUCAACCAAUCACGGCUACUGUCACGGAGACUAGCCCUCAGAGUCCCUGUGAGAGAACAGACCUCCGCAUGGCGAUAGUAGCCGACCACCUCGGACUCAGCUGGACUGAGCUGGCCAGGGAGAUGGAGUUCUCUGUGGAUGAAAUCAACUUUAUCAGAGUGGAGAACCCCAAUUCCCUGACAGCACAGAGCUUCAUGCUCCUAAAGAAAUGGGUGCACAGGGACGGUAAAAAUGCCACAACGGAUGCUUUAACUGCGGUGCUGACUAAGAUCAAUCGGUUGGAUAUUGUGACUUUGCUGGAAGGGCCCAUAUUUGACUACGGUAACAUUUCAGGCACACGCUGCUUUGCCGAUGAUAACGCAGUAUUCCCGGAUCAGUCCGAUGGAUACGACAAUAUAGAUCUGGAGCUGCAAACCCCCACAACCCUGAACUACCAGCCCCCGUCCCCGCUUCGCUCAGACGACUUCUUUAGCGAGGGCGAAGCUAGCGCAGAGUCCCCUAGCAAGAUCAUGCUCACUAGACCUAGCGACCUCUCUCUCACUCAGACCACCAGUACCUCCAGCAGCGACCCCCUCACAGUUGCCCCCGGCCCCACCUUCAAUGUCCCGCAGCCCCCCAACGCUGGGGCCGAAGAUACUGCCAUGACCACUGGAGAAAAAGGGAUGUCUAAGGAAGAAAAGACAGGGCUGGUUUAUUAUGAGGAUAAUGACAGAAGGGCAGUAGAGCUAUCAGGAAAGGGAACAGAUGAGGAGGCUGUAGAGAAAGAAGUGAAGGCAGGGCGAGGCGUUGAUUUGGAGCGUCAGGGAGAAGAUGCUGCCCCAGAAACUGGUCUUGGAAAUGGAAAGCAGGAAGAAGAAGAGGAGGAGGAGAUGACCCCGGAGAGGCUGCAGAGUCUGCUGGAGGAUAUAAAGCAGGAGGGAGGCUUGGAGGACGAGGAGAUGACAGAGGAGAGGAUGAAUGCUAUCCUCGAACAACUUCAGCAAGCAGACAAAGACGUGUGUUCAGUUCCAGGCUGGAGAAGCGAGACGUCCGGCGCAAUCGUAGAGUCGGCGGCCCACGGCCACAGCCCCGGCACCGAGGAGGGCAGUCCCGACAGUCUGGCUGAUUCUUUGGAGCAGCCAGCAGCGGCGCAGACCGACAGACAUAACGGCGGUCACAUCGAUGCAGCCAGGGAAGGAAAGGAAAAGGAGUCCAAGAGGAAGGGAUCUCAGGAGGACAGCAGCACAGCGGGACCAAGCAGAGGACGGGAGGAGGAGGGAGGUGAAAGGUCCCAGCACAAAGUCCAGGGGAGUGUUAGAGCUGACGAGUCCAGCUCCGAUGAGGAGACCACUGUCACCACCAGGGUGUUCCGCAGACGAGUCAUACUGAAGGGAGAGGAGGCCAAAAACAUUCCUGGAGAGUCUGUGACGGAGGAGCGGUUCACAGAUGAAGACGGGAAUCUGGUCACCAGAAAAGUGAUCAGAAAGGUGGUGCGCCGUGUGUUCACCACGGGGGAAAGUGAAGGAGAAACUGUUACACAAGAAGGAGCUGGUGUUGGUGUUGGUGGUGUUGAUGGUGGUGUAGCAGCAGCAGGUGGAUCAGGCGCUGCUUCUUCAGCAGGAGCCACAGGGGGGAAGGGCAAGAAGAGGGGGAAGCGCUCCCGACAGGGCAACAAGGCUGACAAGUCUGGAGAAAAACAUGAGCCUGGAGACAAGAAGCAAGGGAAGAAGAGUCAGUCAUAACAGUAGAGCUCUCAACUAAACCAGGUCCGCUGACGUCCACCUGCGACACCACAACAUAACACACCCUGGGAGGAAAAACAAGACUGGAAGUCUUCGUCAAUCGGCCAAAAUAACGUGUCUGAAGCUUUCACUUAGAACGCAUGGUUUUCAGCAACGACAACGCAAAACAAGUUAAUUUUCUUUGAUUUCGCAUGAGCAUGUCACCAAAAAACUCACUCACCGUUGGAAACGACACCGAAAAAGGACACGCAUGGACGUGAGCUGGAGCUUUUCUUAUCUUCCGAUGAAUGAAAUGCGCCUGUGUGACCAAAGACGGCACAAACAAGGAAAACUAAACGCUGACAGAUGAAAGGAAGACGUGUGAUUCACUCUCUCCCAGACACUCGCCUUAUAUGGUCUAUUUUUUCUCCUCCUGGACCCACAGUAUUGGGGUGUACCAUGUGGUUCUUUUUUUUUUUUUUUUUUAAAUGAAAUAUAAUAUUAAAUGGGUGAUUUUUGUUGUAUAUAAAUGACACUGUAUAAAAUCCAAAAAAAAAAAAAAUCAGUAGCUUCACAGAUUGUUUAUGCACUGAUUUGAGUUGAAGCUUUGCAGAGUCGGUGCAUUUGUAUUGAGAGGUCGACACUGUUUGAGCAGCCUUGAGUGUGCGACCUGACGUGCUCUUCCCAUAUGAAUAUAAAAAGGAACAAAAAAAAAAAGCCGUAUGUAAAUGAGAAACGAAUGAAAAAAAUAACUGCUUGAUUUGAAACAAAAGGACGUUUCUUUAACAGCUACUCCCGCUCAGUCUGUGGAACAUUAUUUGUCUUCAGAGAAAUAAUAUUUUGCUGCAUGUGACGUCACUUUAUUUUUAACGCUUUCCUUUUUAUUUUCCUCCUAAUUCAAAAAGCACUGUAAUAAAAUUAGAGAGAUGGUACGUCUGUCCUUGUGAGCACUCAUAAUAACCCAACCAUCCGUCAUCUAUAACUGUUUUUAUUUGAUUUUUUUUACGAAAAUGAAAACACACGCACACUCUCCGGUUAUCAGAUGUUCAGGGAAGGCACUGACGGUGCCCCCGAAUGUAACCUGCAGACUGGCACAUUGUGUGUUAUCUCCUAACUGCUAGCUGCCCCGUGUGAGCAACAUCAAAUGUCUAUGUGUAAGCCCAUCAUGCAUACUAGAUGUGUAAGUUAAAGCUUUUAGGUCUGCUGUGAUUUUAAAAACGGGACUUUUAUUUUGACGGUUUGAUGAUUUUUCUUUAAUUACAUGAGAACAGAUAAUCUACAUUUUUAGCCCCAUUAUCCAAAUAUACUUUUUAUUAACAACUACAGUAUUGAUCACACAUUGUUAAAAAUCUGAUCUUCUGUUCCUGUGUAAUUUUAUUUCUUUUUGUCUUUUUUCAUACAAAACCACCCCGAAGCAUCCAUUGUUGAUGAUUAAUCUGGUACCAACAUGUAUGAUGAACCAACAUAGCCUACACUGGAUGAUCCAAGUAAUUAUUUAAGCAGAAAAAUAAACUGUGUUUAAACUGAA
Sebastes umbrosus (honeycomb rockfish) is the source of this 16340-nucleotide messenger RNA. Its product is annotated as ankyrin-3-like. The record is from RefSeq and is a predicted model, not a curated record. Gene Ontology annotation, cellular component: T-tubule. Gene Ontology annotation, biological process: regulation of cardiac muscle contraction; signal transduction; protein localization to T-tubule. Gene Ontology annotation, molecular function: protein binding. NCBI's taxonomy places the organism in Eukaryota, Metazoa, Chordata, Actinopteri, Perciformes, Sebastidae.